Molecule: messenger RNA, 6060 nt
Organism: Babesia ovata
Lineage: Eukaryota; Apicomplexa; Aconoidasida; Piroplasmida; Babesiidae
Exons: 2
Coding region: 1-6060 (2019 amino acids)
Source: RefSeq, a predicted model, not a curated record
AUGGUGGAGAUAAGAAAGGCCUUGAGAAGUUGGGCUAUUCAAAAAGCUGAUACAAGUCUGGGUGAUAGAGAAAAGGAACUUAAAUGCCCUGAUGAAUAUUAUACUAAUUAUGAACAAUGCCAUUGUAAUGUGAAACAGAAGGAAAUUGACGAAGCUAAAAAUGCUGUUGAAUCUGUUAAAAAUUCUGAAAACGAGUCUAAGUUACUUGAGCUUAAAUUCGACAAAGAAAAACACUACAAUGAAGUUCAUUACCUCACUGAGGAUGCCAGAAAUAAAGCCUUGGGUGAUAUUGAUGCCCGCCGUAUCUCUCUCGGUCAGCUUGCUGGACAACUUAUGGGAUUUAUUGGCAAAAGUGAGGAAGUUCAAAAUGCACUUGUAAAGGGUUUGCAAAGUAAUGUAAAUCAGCUUGAUAAGCUUUUGAAAGCAUCUUGCGGAGAUAAGGGGUGUUGUGAGUAUAAUGAUGAAAAGUUCAUUAAGGAACAACUUAAAAGUGUUCAAAAUAAUUUUAAGGAAGCUGAAAAAGAUGAUAAAAGGCUUAAUAACAUCCUUGCUGAUGGGAACAUUACACAACUUCAAUCUCAAUUGGUACAGCCUAAAAAGCAAAUUCAGCAAAAAAUUGAUGAGCUUAAUCAAAGAAUUUCUGAGCUUAAAAAAGCUGAUGAAAAUGCCAAAAAAUCUGGUCAGUCUCUUCAAAAUGCCUCUGAAAUUGACAAGCUUAAUAAGGAUCUUGACUCUCAUAAUGCUUCCAAGAGGUCUCUUGAGACACUAAGUGGGAUUUGUGGAUAUGCUGUUUCACUUAUUCAAAAACCUAAAAAUGAUGGAGAAUGUAAAGAUAUUUUAGAUAAAUUGUGUUCCGGUCUUGAAAAUUUCCUAGGCUUCAACCCAGAGUCCAAAGGCUACUCGGGCACUGGCAUCGUGUACUCGGACCUUGACAGGCUGUGUGACGGGGUGAUGGCGUUUUUGCACGGGGUGCUUCAAGAUGUCCACACCAAACAGCCUUACAAUGUUGGUAAAACUAUACUACAUGAGAAUGUUUUGAGUCAUUUUAAUGGUAAUUUGUGUUCAGGUCAUAAUGGUUUUAAGAGUGUCAUUGAGACUGUGGCACAGGGUGUCGGGAGGUAUAAUGAGGGUGUCAAGGCGUCGAACAAAAAGGUGAGUGAGCCAAUUACUGACAUACUUUUGCAGGUCGGAGAAGAGUUCAAGAAAAAGGUGAGUGAUGUAUUGAAAGAUAAUGUUGUUGCAGGUGACGCCAACAAGAAAAUUCAGCAAGCCAAGUGGGACGUGGACAUGAGACUGGAAGAAUGUCAAGAAAACGCAAGGACGUUCAAUGAUACAUUGAACGUUGAUAAGCACACAGAUAUCAAACAAGCGAUUAAUGACUUAAAUCCCACGUUAGCACUUAGAGUUAAUAACGCAUUGAGGGCGGUGAGCCAUGAGAGUGACAGGCUUAAGGCCUUGUCAGAUAAGCAGAAAAUUGACUUGCAGGCCGCGACGGAGAAGAUAACAGAGGUUAUGAAGAAGCACGGAAAGGAAGUUAAUUGCAAGGUGACUGAUCAAGUAAGUGUGCUCGUGGAUUACUUGAAGAGGAAAGUUGAAGAGAUUUUGAGACUCCUUGAAGGCAUUAACAAAAGGCUGCAGGACUAUGUUGCCGAAUUGGGAAGAUGGUUCGACAAAGCAAAUGAUGCCAUUAAAGUGGCGGAAAAGAAGGUUGAAGCCAUAUUAAACCAGGUUAAUGGUUCGAGUAAGAAUGCUUUCGAAACCGCCGCCACACUGGUUCAGUCGGCGGCAGAACAGAUGGGUGAAGUUGUGGAGGCCGGUAAGAAGCGAGUUGCGCAAGACGUUGCAGCGGCGUUGGAGAAAGUGAAAGGGGUUAACUUGGCGCUUAAGACAGAUUUGAAAUUGUUGAAAGAGCAAGUUGCUGAGGGUAUUCGGACGUAUGUUCAGGGAUAUGUCAGCGCAAUCAGGUCGGUAGUUAUCAAAAUUAAGGGUGGUUCAAGAGAUAAGAAAGGUCUACAGGGGAUUAAGGAUAGGGUAAGGGGGUGUGCCACUGACUUCAAGACUAAUUUCCAGAAGGCAAUUGGAGAGAUGGUUAAAACGCUUGUGGAUAGUGACGGGAUACAGAAAUUGCUUGCAUGGUAUUUCGACAAUAACCGCCAUACAACAUUAAAUGGGAAGAAUCUUAAUAAUUUGACAGAUGCCAUUAAAAAUCAAUUCAAAACAAUUACAUCAACAUCUCCAGCAAUCAAGGCCAGUGAUGAUGUUCAAGAUACUCUGCAGAGUAUACAGAAAUAUCUUGAGGGAUACGCUGCCGCGGUGAAUGGUAAACUUAAUGGAGGGAUGUCUGGAUUUAUCCGAGAUAUGUUUGCUUCUCACCUAAGUGGUAGCACGUAUUCGUAUGACCAACACCUCGAAAAAACCAUCAAAACCAUUCUUACAGCAGCCCAUUCCACUGUCGAGCGAGUUAACGAGGAGCUUAAAUCUUUGACCACCGACGAUGCUCCCCCUAUCUUCAACCUUGGCAAGAACAUCAACGACGCAUUCUCUGCGGCUGAUGGUAUUGUUAACAAGCUUAAAACAGCGGUUACAAACGGCGCAGUGGACCUCGCCACAGCGUCAGCGAUAACUCCCAAUGGACCCUACAACCUCGAAGAUAGAAUUGAUCUAAAGGUCAAUGCUGUACUGGAUUACAUAAUAGGGAAGGAGGAUUUACAAGGUAAAGUUCCCAUUAAAACUACGAUAUUCGGGGCCUAUAAAAAUUACAUUAACCAAGACACGCCUGUCACCUCCGCCACUAAGCCCGAUCAGCUGAAAGGCCAUCUCCCAGAGGCUAUCAACACAAUUCAAACCGAGUUAACCAAAGCCCUACAGCCAAUCGACCAGGCUUACGCUACCCUCUUUCUUCAGGUAUCCGACAUUAACUCCAGCGUUAGCCAACUAUGCCAUGCCAUUAACGAGGCGGCGGGGAAAGAGCAAACGGAUCCCCAAUACAAGGACAGUAUCAAGAAAAGAUUAAGCGACUUGAAAGCUCUAAUUAAUGAUGACGUGGCUACUAUCAACGGCAAGAAACACAAAGGUCUGAGCAAAAUCCACGCGGAACUUGACGAAUUGCGGAGUAGCUUGAUGAGCGGCCCAAUGAAAAAGGCCCAGGAUUUCAUCCGUAAAGAAGUCAGUACUAUCAAGCUACAAACACUCACAUGUAUCCACAAAUAUGUUGACCAAAAGGUCACAGAAGCGGAAAAUGCACUCACCGCUCAGGCACAGAAGCAAUAUGUGACGUCCAUUCAGGCGAUGCUCAAAGCGUUCUGCGAAAAGGUCGAGAAGGAUCUGCAUGGCCUCCCUGAAGAAAUAGCUGCGGACCUAGAAAAAGGACACAAAUGGUUCAUGGACAGAUUUGACAGGCAUUUUGUUGCCAAAGUUGAUGAAAUUAAAGCAAUUGAAAAUAUCAUCCCCAUGUCCAUGCCUAAAAAGGAGUCUCCGCUGAGCAAAGGUGCAGAAAUAUUGAAAGAGGCCUCCAGAGACCUAUUUGCCAAAUUGAAGGCACAAAAGGAUUUUGACUCAGACUACAAGUUGACGAGGUCAUUAAACGCGGCCCUGACCAAAUUGCUGGGAGGCCUUACAACAUCUCAACACUUCGACGAUGCGUUCUCUAAAAAUUUAGAGUCAGUCAAAAAUGAGCUUCAUAAAUUCCAAGCGUCCAAAUUCGGCGACGGCGACUACCCAUGGCUGCUAGAGUCAUUUAGAAAGGGCUUCAAUGCUUUCACCGGGGAAAUGGAAAAGGCGUACGUGUCUUACUACUCUGGGCGUACUAUAAAGUGGAAUAGCGCCGGUGAGGCUGAGAGAAAUAAAUAUGCCGAAAUAUGCGUGACCAUAAUGCGCAUCCUCUACACAGAUUUAUUCAGGCUUAAAGCAGAGCUUGAUGGAUCAGAUACCAAAUGGACAGCGUAUAAUAUUUAUAAUCCUAGAAAGUCUACUCACAGCUUACAUAAAUUAUUUUUCCGCGACAGCGGGUAUGAUCCUUCUCUUCCAGGAAACACAGCACACGGCGAGUUGAACCAUAAGACAGUGUUCACGGGUAAACAAAUUAAAGGUCUACUCGACCAUGUAUUACCGGGAGCAUCCCAACUCAAAAUAACCAUUAAGAACAAACAACACAGUGACGUGAAUGUUUUACAAAUUAUUCAGUACUUAAACAAUCACGUAAAUAAGUACUACGAUGCCUGCCACCUUAGACUUCCAUCCUCUACGAAAUAUCCAUGUUCCAUUAGAGACAUCCUGUCGUGGUUUUCCGGUCUGCCGCAUACGGCGGUGUAUGGCAAAGUUUUUAACCAUUGCCACCAGUUGCUUAAAAAAGAUGCGUCAUACCAAAACGACCCGGUGCUCAAGCCUCUCCUCGAUCUUGACCUGUUUAGUUAUAUAGUUUACACCUGCAGAAAAUCGCACGAUGUCCUUGCUGCCAUACAAGGUCAUGGCAAUGGCGCUCCAAAUGCCGACUAUCCCUACGCGUCCAAUUUCUGCGACAACUCACGUAGCUUAUACUAUCCGUCGGAGGUAUCCGCCCUAUUAGAUAUGCUCUACGAUGUUGUCAAACGUCUAUGCUACGCGCUAUAUUUCCUGUAUACUCAGUGUCUAAAUGGCGCCUCUGCUUCCAAUGGGUGGAGGGGCUGUGCAUACGGCCAAGCUAUCCCAUCACCAAGGUGGCAAUGUAAGGGCCACCCAAACACCAAACCUAGCGACCAACCAAAUAGCCACUCAACUGACCAACCAAAUUGCCAACCAACGUCACCAUUACAAGGUUACCUAACAGACACUUUACCCGGUUGGCUACCACAUAGGUUGACAUCCGUCGGUUGUUCAGCUAAAUGCGCCACCUGUACCAAAGCCUCCCGUGGUCAGCAAUGCAUAACCCCGAUGGGCUUUUGGGACUUGUAUGAUGCGGGGUCAAUUGUAGGAAGUGGUAAAGAUAUAUGUAAGCUGCUUGCCGACUUGUGCGCUGAUGCCGAUGCAGUGCUCUUCAAACUCUACAGAGGUCUGUCACUCCUGUCUCCGUCGCCACCUAAAACAUUGGGGGACAUGACGUCCUUUUUCUGUCACCUCCUACGUCUGUGGGAUUCGUCCAAGAAGUUUGCCGCCAACAGUGAACUCACGUAUCACAUGAAUGACAAAACGAUACCUAACUGCUUCCCACUUCAGCCCACCCUUCAUGGUAGUCCUGAUGCGUCUCAACUCACCAAUGCUCUCCGAGAUCUAUAUUAUUAUAAGGAUGGGCACAACGGUAAAGCUGCAAAGGAUGACACGCACUGCGACCUUUCAAGCCUUGUGGCCUCAUCCACCUUAUGCCUAGGCCGUUUGUGUACACCGUAUCUCCAACCGCUGUGUCACGACGGCAGUCAUACCUAUGCACUGAAGCACGCAAACCUCUAUCUGUCAUGGCUUACUUAUUUGCCUUUUGAUUUCUACAAUCUUCUGAAAUCACUGUUCGACGCAUUCUGCAACAUCGAUUGCAAAGCGUCCGGUUGCCCGUCGUGUAAUUGUCCAACCGGAAAGCACGGCGUCACUGAACCAAAUCCCGAACCAAAUGGCAAACCAAACACCGAAGCAAGCACAUCGCCAAGCGCCCAACCAACGUCCGAACCGAACGCCCAACCAAAACCCGGAUGUCACUGCCAGUCAAUCGUUCAGUGCACUGGUGUUCAACCAAUGCUGUUUAAAUAUGGGCUCACUUUCGGCAACCCAGAAAGGUUGAUGAACGGUUCAAGCAGGAAAACGUGCGACAAUUUCUGCGCACAGCUGAAAAAAGUUAUCGAGUCAGAUCAUUUCAGGAAAUUGUUCAAGGUCAUCGACAACUUCAUCUGGGCAAUACGUACACCCUUCUCAUACCUUUUAGUCACCCUCUGGUCGCUCUCGCUCCUCUACCUGCUGCACAUCGCCGUCGUCCGCCUCGACGUCCUGCGCAUCCGCUCCCACCUGAGAUCACCCUCAAGCCACCGCAUCGCCGCGCAGUCCCUCCUCGCCGCCGCACGCGUCAAGGCACUCGCCAACGUCAAGUACUUCUCACCGUGA